Messenger RNA from Synchiropus splendidus (mandarinfish), 2385 nucleotides. Its product is annotated as protein FAM171B-like. NCBI's taxonomy places the organism in Eukaryota, Metazoa, Chordata, Actinopteri, Syngnathiformes, Callionymidae. Bases 74 to 1978 code for a protein of 634 amino acids. The record is from RefSeq and is a predicted model, not a curated record. The transcript has 9 exons.
GGAGCCAUGAGAUCAGUUCGAAGGAGCGCAGUAGUUUGAGAAGUUGUCGUCGGUGGGUUCGGAUCGAAACACCAUGCGCCUGUUGAUCUGCGUGGUCUCCGCACUUCUGACCUGCGCUGCUGAGGGCAAUCUCUCGACACUCGAGUUGGGUCCCACGCCGCAAGAUGGAAACUUCUCCCGUCUGGACCUAAUCCGACCAGAACCUCCGCGGCUGCGAGAGCAUGAGCUGGACUCCCAAACAGCUUCUGCUUUCAACCUGAAGGUCCAGGUCACAGACAAGCUGAGUCGUCAGCACCUGAGCCAGGCAGCGGUGGAGGUCUACGUCAACUACACGCGGACCUUGGCGACGCUGACCGGUGAGGAUGGUGGCGUCCUGCUGCACGUGCCGCACCAGCCUGGGGUGCCGGUCACCGUGGUGGCCAGCAGGGACGGCUACGUGUGCACGCUGCUGCCUUGUUCCACCAGCAGGAUGCCGAUAUUUUCCUCCGUGACCAUGUCGCUCCUGCGAGCGACUCAGGGAAACAUUUGGCUGUUUGAAGAUUCUCUUCUUAUCUCGGACAAAAUAUCUGAUGCUUCGCCGCGUCCCACGGUCCAGUUCCCCAAACGCCUGCUGAACAUGACGGAUGACCGUGGCGUCACCUCGUUGAAGGCUUUCCUGACUUUUCCCAAGCUUCCAUCGGAGGAGGAAAACUUCCUCACUACCGGCAUCAUGAGCAGCAAAUCAGGUUAUGUCAGUGUCCAGUUACGUCCAGUCGCUGCCGUCAGCGCGCAGCUCUUCUCCGGCGACUCAGAGUUGCACGUGAGCGGACCCAUCAGAAUCAUCCUCAGCCUCCCUGACAACUGCGGACUGGACUCUUCCACUGAUGUUCCCGCCUGGUUAUAUAACCGCACCACUGGUGGGUGGAUGAGACAAGGUCUGGGGAGGGUGGAGUCUGUGGAUGGAAAACUCAGCUGGACGUUCUUGGCUCCUCAGCUGGGCUACUGGAUCGCGGCACCCUUGGCACCAGCCUCAGGCAUCUUUGGACUGGUCAUUCCCAGCGACUUUGUCCUGAAUUACUCCUCCUUCCUGAUGGUCCUGCUCGGGGGCCUGUUGUUCGUCCUCAUCUGUCUUCUGGUCGGAAUAUUUUCUUAUCGAAGAAGUUCCAGUGACACCAAGUCCAAACAGAUCCUGCCCAUGUCCAGAAGGGACCAGUCCACGUCCACCCGUGGUGACGAAGAGUUCCAUGUGUGUUCAGGAGACGCUUCGAACCCGGAGGACAGUCACAGCAACUCUGUUCACAACGGGGAUAUUUUGGCGAAUCUCAACGAUGGAGGCGUCACACUGGACUGUACCAGUCUGGACCAGAACUCUGACUCGGCCUCCAGCAAACUUGAGCCGUUGAGAGUGCCGACGUCUCUGACUGAGAGUUUGUUGUUUUACAACCAGCCUGUCGCCAUUCUUCAUGCCUCAGCGUUCUUCCACGUGGAGGAGCCGGUGGAGUCGCCGAGGAGCCGCUCUGCCACUCUCCCGAGACCUAGUGCCAAAGAGUCAGAAUCACAGGGUGACUCACAGACUCCACCCAGGACUCUGCCUGUCAUCGAAACUCCGCCAGCGAAAACAGAGAACCGCCUCACGGUCCCAGAAGCUUCCAGAACUCACGGCGGCCUGCAGGAGUCGGCGUCCGUCCCUCAAACUCUGAACAAAAUCCGGGACAACAGACACUCGCUGCACGCCGGCGAGGAUCUAUCCAAAAUCCCGACCUCGCAGCCGCCCCGGGCCUGGUUCGUGUCGCUGGAGGGCAAACCUGCCGCCGAGAUCCGGUACGCAGUGGAGCAGCAGAGGAGGCGGAGACCAGCGGAGAGUCGCGACACCAGUUUGGACUCGGGAGUUGAUCUGAGCGAGCUGAACCAGGCGGCGGGCAGGAGAGCCGUGACCCUGGAGCGCAACGCCACCUUUGUCAAGAGUCGAUCUGACAGUAAAAACAACACCUCAGAGUAACCUGGAGUCGAGCAGCUUUCCUCAAAUGGGCGCAGACUAUUUAGAUUCCCAAGCGUCUGUUCAUCUUGUUGUCACUCAUACAAAACUUCCUCAUCUUAUCAUCAGUGAAGGAAUACGGCCAGUGUGAGCGACUCUUGUGGUGACUGUUUACAUGGAGUUGCACAUUUCCAAAGCAAAAUUUAACAACCUAAAAUCAAGUUUCCGUCAUAAACGGGCAUGCGUUUUUAUGGUUUGCUAACUUGACUUCAAAGGCAGUUGUUUUUUAAUGACUUAAAAAACCUAUUAUAAACACUUUGUCAUGACGGUUACGAUUUCCUCCUGGUACGACUCCCCAUCCCUUUCGCCAUUCCUUUUUUCUCUUUGUUUGAAUGCCAAAAGAAAUUGUAAAUAAAAGGAAAAUGUUUGCA